This is a messenger RNA of Ricinus communis (castor bean), 897 nucleotides long. RefSeq lists its product as uncharacterized. Bases 387 to 665 code for a protein of 92 amino acids. The transcript has 2 exons. NCBI's taxonomy places the organism in Eukaryota, Viridiplantae, Streptophyta, Magnoliopsida, Malpighiales, Euphorbiaceae. The record is from RefSeq and is a predicted model, not a curated record.
CACCACCUGUUGCCAUCGGGUUUUAAGAUAUCAUCAAAAGAGGGGCAAGGCAGAAAUUCCGCUGAUAAAUGAUUUGUGGCUAUGAUAAUUAAAUAAGCUUAACUGCAGUCACAUAAUUUUUGCAAAACCAAAUGUCUAAGAAAUAGCUCAAUUUGACAUAAUUUUCGGGCAGUUGUGAACGAGAAGAGGUAGGCGUCGAGACCCAUAAAAACAAUAACAACCUUUUAUCAUUUGGGACAUGACACUUGUCACAGCAUAAACUGUGUUAAGAUCAAGUUUUGUGGGUGUCUUUCUUUUUUUCUCUUUUCUUUUUCUUGGACAAAGGAAAAACAAAGAAAAGAAACAUUGUUGGGGAAAAAAAAAAAAGUAAUUUACAUUCAAGAACAAUGGCAACAGAUGGAGCUUCAGAUGCCUCAACAUUUCCUGCUGCAGAUUUAGAGAAAGAAUUAAAUCCAGGCCAAAACAAGAAUUUUGAAGUUGAUACUGUGUCAUCUGAUAUUGCUGCCUCAAAAGAGAUAAAGGAAAGAGAAGCUGACACACAAAAGAAGGAAAGGGAAAAAAGGGAUACAAUGCAGACACUCAAAACAACCAUUUUAGUUUCAGCAGUCAUUGCUGCUGUGGCAGGAGCAGCAUUUGCUAUAACCAAAAAAUUGAAAGAGAAAUGAAUUUAAUGCCCUUGGAUUAUGUCACUAUGCUAAGAAAUUUUCAUUUUUCUUUUAAAUCUUUUUCCUCUUUCCUUGAUCUCUGUAAUUUUUGGAAGUACUGUGAUAUGAGCUCAUUGGCAUCCCCCAUUUUCCACUAAAUUAUUACAGUGGAUGUAGUAAAAACUGGGAUGCAUUAUUAAUUUUAUCAAUUGUUACAAUAAUGGAAUGAAAACAAAAUUUACUCUUUAAUUAA